Messenger RNA from Panicum virgatum (switchgrass), 2004 nucleotides. Its product is annotated as coumaroyl-CoA:anthocyanidin 3-O-glucoside-6''-O-coumaroyltransferase 2-like. Bases 385 to 1740 code for a protein of 451 amino acids. The transcript has a single exon. Lineage: Eukaryota; Viridiplantae; Streptophyta; Magnoliopsida; Poales; Poaceae. The record is from RefSeq and is a predicted model, not a curated record.
CGGAGCUUCGUCUUCGUGCCUGUGACUGUCAGUUUAUUCUCUGACCGGGAGUGUCGUUACCGUUACUGCAGCACUGACAAUGUUUUUGUGUUCUUGAAUAGGGAGAACCUGCUGACAUGUUUCAGAGAGAAAUCCACGGGAGAAGAGAUUACAGAUGCACACGCCGCAAUUAAGAAUGAAUGGAGACAAUCAGAUGCACCUGCUGACAUGUUUCCAACCACCAGCAGGCGCAAGAAAGCCUCUUGCUUCUCCUUCUAGUGCUUGCGUUUGGUGGAUCUGAAUCACCUUCCACCCUUCCUCUGAUCUGCCUGCCCUCCACGCCUUCUCCUCCCCCUGCUGGCGGCUUCGGGCACCGAAGCAGAGGAGGGGCGUCUCCAAUUCCCCAUGGCCACCAAGGUUCUUGACAGGCUCACGGUGGCGGCCUCGCCUCCGGCGCCCGGCGGCGUGCUCCCGCUCACCUUCUUCGACGUCCCGUGGCUCUUCACCGGCCCCGUAGAGCGCGUCUUCUUCUACCCCUACCCGCACACGGCGGAGCAAUUCAGCGCCCGCCUCCUGCCGCCCCUCGUGUCCUCCCUCUCCGCCGCGCUGCACUGGUUCUACCCGCUGCUCGGCCGCGUCCGCCCGUGCCCGGACGGGGGCGGCGGGUACGAGUUCUUCUCCGCGGGUGGGGAUGCGGGCGAAGAGGGCGUCGAGCUCACCGUCGCCGAGAGCUCCGACGACUUCGACGAGCUGUCCGGCGGCGGCCCGAGGGACGUUGCCCGGCUGUACGCGCUGGUGCCGCAGCUUCCCCGGACGGAAGACGGGACCUUCGCCCUCGCGGCGGCGCAGGUCACGCUGUUCGCCGGCCGGGGGAUCGCCGUCGGCGUGUCCAUCCACCACGUGGCCUGUGAUGAUUCCAGCUACAUGCACUUCGUCAAGACCUGGGCCGGCCAGUGCCGGGUGGCCGCCGGCGAGGAGUCCGCCGAAGGCGCGCUGCCACCGCCGCCGCUCCUGGACCGUGGCGUGGUCGCCGACCCCGAGGGACUUGCCGCCAGGACGCUCGACGAAAUGCGUAAGCUGGCAGCCAACGCCCCGCCUCCUCCUCCUCCGCCGCCGCCGACGAAGCUGGUCAUCGCGUCGUUCGCGGUCAGCCGCGACCACAUCGAUAAGCUGAAGCAGCGCAUCGUCGCCGAGGGCAGCGGGCGUGUCCACUGCUCGGCGUUCACGAUGGCGUGCGCGUUCGCGUGGGCCUGCCUGGCGCGGGUGGACGGCGGCUGCGCGGACGCGGAGCGGCGCGCGCACCUGCUGUUCUCGGUGGAAUGCCGGCGGCGCCUGGCGCCGCCGAUCCCGCAGGAGUACCUGGGCAACUGCCUCCGCCCGUGCUUCGUGGAGGUGGGCCUGGGCGAGCUGCUGGGCGGCGACGGCGUGGUGGCCGGCGCCGCGGCGAUCGGCGCGUCCAUCAGGGCGCUGGACGACGGCGUGCUGGCUGGCGCCGACGGGUGGUUCCCCAAGAUCCUGUCGCUGGUCCCGGAGCGGCCGAUGUCGGUGGGCGGCUCGCCGCGGUACGGCGUGUACGAGACCGACUUCGGGCUCGGCCGGCCGACGAAGGUGGAGCUGGUGUCCAUCGACAAGACGCCCGGCACGGUGUCGCUGGCGGAGGGCCGCGACGCGCAGGCCGGGAUCGAGAUCGGCGUGGUGCUGCCGGAGGCCGAGAUGGCGCGCUUCAGCUCCUGCUUCUCCGACGGAUUGGAGCAGCUGUGAGCACCUUGGCGUGCAGGUGGUCGGUCAGCUGUGGUGUGGUUUGGUGCUGCUUGUCAAGUUGUUUAUCCGCAUGCAAAUUGCAAUUGCAAUUGCAAUUGUUGGUGACAUAAUUUGGUGGUUAAGUAGUAGUAAUAUAGAUAAUCGAAGAAAUUGUAUAUUUGAGCAAGAGAUGUAUACAUAUAUCUUGGUGUGUGAGAAUCUUUGUUAAAUGAUAUAAACCUGAGUAUGAUCCAAAUGCAGACUGGACAGGCAUAGUUUACUGAA